AUGGAUUGGGUGCUGGCUGUUUUCAUUUAUCGAACUUUAUCGAUUGCUUCCAUGAGCGAUCAGUUACUUUUUGACAUUUACCCAAGACUAGAUAAAAGCAAAAUUGGCAUUAUUUUAACCAACUACAAAAUGGAUGGCACUAUCAAAGGCAGAUGCUGGAUUAGAAUCGAUCCAUAUCAUCGAACAGCCAUGCUAGAUGAGCAUGGAGUAUGUAGAAAAAUUUGUAAGAAAUCAAGUAAAGAACUGAAAAUACUUGAAUCUAUAUUCUGUAAAAAGAAAGCAGUGACACAGAUUAAAUACGAUUUCUCGACUAGAAAUUGUUCGCAAACAUUCAGACAACAUCAGCUGUGCCUUAUUGAAAACAUUAGCUACGAUAAUUCAUCAGACGCUUUUUCCGUGCGACUUAAACUUUAUCGAUGUCGAAAAAUGCAAACUAUGUAA
This is a messenger RNA of Brugia pahangi, 441 nucleotides long. NCBI's taxonomy places the organism in Eukaryota, Metazoa, Nematoda, Chromadorea, Rhabditida, Onchocercidae. The record is from the annotation of a GenBank genome assembly.